Molecule: messenger RNA, 2751 nt
Organism: Mercurialis annua (annual mercury)
Lineage: Eukaryota; Viridiplantae; Streptophyta; Magnoliopsida; Malpighiales; Euphorbiaceae
Exons: 8
Coding region: 1-2715 (904 amino acids)
Source: RefSeq, a predicted model, not a curated record
AUGGCUCUUGUAUCUGAGAGUAGCUCAGAUCUCGGACUAGGACGUGACUGUCGAGAUGUCCUGUCUGACAGCUGUUGUAGCCGUUGUCCUAUGUGGCGGUUGCUUGUUGUCUAUGCUGGGUCCACGUGUCUAGCAGUUAAGGCAGCAAGAAAACUCUCUGUUUCUUUGUCUUCUUUUAGUUUCCAGUUUUUACUUUCUUUGACACCAGUGUUUGUUAGUUGCUGCUUGGAAGUGUGUGAUAUGCCUCUGGUUUUGAUUUUGGAUUUCCGCCAUUGUAAUUUUAAUUUUGGGUUUCUGAAUCGUAGAGAGAAAAACUCUCAUUGCGUUUUGUGGUAUGUUGAUUUUCCAGAAAUGGGUGAAAUUUGUUCGUGUUUGCCUUUGAUUUCCUUUUUCCUUGUGGCUUUCCCUGAAUUAACGUGUCUGGGUGUGAAUUUCCAGAAAUCUGGAAAUUCAUUUUGUCGUCUUCGUGUUUCUGAUGGUAUGUCGGGUGACCCAUCAGAUCGCGAGGAAGGGGUAGGUUAUGAUGAUAACGACCAAGGGACGGCUGAGGCGUCCGUGGAAUUUCACGUAGUUCGCUCCAGCCGAGCUAAUUUCUUGGAGGCGGAGGAGGUGGGCACCUCGCAACCGCGAGUUUCGAAGAAGUCAAAGGGAAAAGAUAAAACCGCGGAUGUUGGUGGUCGACCGGAUGAUCGGGACAUUAAAGCGUCUCGGUGUACCGUUGGUUUUUUGGAUGCGGUGCGCGUAGCUUUCAGUAUCCCGGAGGAGUACGAGCUCUCCGUUAUUCCCGAGGGUCAGAGAUUGAACAACACUCCUCCGGCGAAUACGAUCAUGUUGACUCUGGAGCAUUUGCAGUCAGGGAUAAGGUUUCCUCUGUCCGAGGAGUACCAGCGGUUGAGCGCCUAUUUCAAAGUUCCUUUGUCUCAGAUCCAUCCCAACGGAGUUCGGCAUUACUCGUGCUUUCUGAAGCUCUGUCAGCGGACUGGGGUCGUGGAUUCCAUGAGGUUAUUCUGCUGUCUGUAUCUGUUGUCUUUGAAAGACCAGAACCAUUUUGCGUAUAUUAGGUUUCGGGGUGAGAGGAAGGAUGUGCCUGGGGGUUUGUUUACUGGGAUAACCGACUCUCUAAGGGAUUUCAAAGAGGACUAUUUCCGAGUUACUCAUCCGACCGCCUUUCGGGGGAUGAUCAACACCUGGAGCUCGGAUUGUCAUAAACCGGAUAAAUGGUUUCAUACCCCCAGCCCUUUCGAGUCGGCUGACAUAGCUAAGCUUCGGGAUGCCACGCCCGAUGGGAAAAAGGCUCACGCCGAUGUUCUUUGCCCAAAAAUCCUUGUACAUUUAUGCGUUUUUGUUUUGUUGUUGUCUCCCCUUUUUUUUUAUUUUUCACGAUUUGCUCGACUUGCUCUUAUCUGCUGUUUUAUCCGUACUGACCUUUGUCCUAUGCUUCUUUCAGUGAACAGUAUUGAUGUAUCCCGGCUUGCUGGCAAAAAGCGCAAAAGACCAGCAAACCGAGCUCCUGCUCCGGCGCCGGCUCCUAUGGCCCGAGCUGCCGCAACUGCAGCCACUCCCGAGGCUUCCGGGGUGCCGAGGCCUGAGGUCCCUGAGAAUGCUGCCCCCGCGGUGGGUGUGAGCCCCGUGCCUCUUCGGGUUCAGCUGCCGGGCGGGAUAGAGGUCCCUGUUUCCGCCGAGCCCGUGGGGACUAUCCCUUUCAUAAACUUGGAUUCCACCGGGACUGUAGAUGGUCCGGUUCAAAAAGAAGCUGCUCCCCGAGGAGAUGUUCCUAAGGAGGCUGGCCCGAGCUCUAAAGGUCCCCGGGCAUCUUUGGCGGAUCUGCCGCCUGUUUCUUCGGACUCAAGCACGGCGGCUUCGGGUCCCCAGACAAUAACUCGGGCGAGCUUUGCCGAGUGGGUAAGUCGCCAUAAUGAUGGUGCCCGGGCAACCUUGAACAACCUUCCGAUUGCCGGAGACGUUGCUCGGGUAACCACUUUACCCAUCGACUUAGCCCAUUAUAAAACUCACCGGCCUGAGAAUUUGCUGGCAGUUGUCUCCUCGCUCUGUCUCCAGGCAGCUCAAGUAUCUUACUUGGCGGACCAGAAUGCCAAUAAGAACGAGGUUGAUCUAUUGCUGGCCAAGAACCUUCUUCUGUCCGAGCAAGCGAAGGUUCGAAGUGCUGAGAAACGUGCUGCUGACGCCGAGAAGAAAGCCUCCGAUGGGGCCGCCCUGGUAGCUAAGCUGGAAUUGCAACUGAAGAAUUCCGAGGAUCGAAGGUCGGAGGACUUGGAGAUGCUCGGAAAGCUGAGAAAUGACGUCAGUCGUCUGGAGACUGAGAAGGCUGCUGAGAAAGAGGAUUUCUCGAAGCAACUCGCCGACGUCACUCGUCGAAAUGAGCUGGCUUCCCAGGGGCUCCGGAGUUCGGUGGAGGAUCUGAAGAAAAAGCUGGCCGAUGCCGUGGCACGAGCUGAUAAAGCCGAAGUCCAAGUCACAGAGGGUGCCACCCGGGAGGAGAAUUUGUACGAGGACUUUCGGAAGAUGCUGUAUGUGGGCGAGGUCCAAGUUGGUGAGUUCAUAAGAGGUCGGUUUGGAGCUGAUGUCGACGUCUCAGAUUUUAAGCUGGACGUGGUUGACUUGCACCGCCGUGCCAAAGAUCUGCCCGAAGAUUACGAUAUACCGGCAGAUAUUGAAGAUUAUCUGGCCGAUGAUCAGGGCGAGGGCCCAAACUGAGGCAAUUUGUUUUUGUAAUUGUUGAACAAUUUAGUU